Mytilus trossulus (common blue mussel) is the source of this 1481-nucleotide messenger RNA. RefSeq lists its product as uncharacterized. Bases 230 to 1117 code for a protein of 295 amino acids. The transcript is spliced from 4 exons. NCBI's taxonomy places the organism in Eukaryota, Metazoa, Mollusca, Bivalvia, Mytilida, Mytilidae. The record is from RefSeq and is a predicted model, not a curated record.
UCUAAACAUUUAAUUUAGCUAUAGUUAAAUUUUACUAGAAGUAGGUCAGACUUUCGAUUAAAAAGUCUUACACAUUACAUGCGAUCGUGUCUGUCCGGAGUUGUAUUACAUACACUGCUAACGAAACACCGCUUGCUUGACAUUAUCAAAAAAUAGUACAAGAAUGUAAAGUACCAAACACGUCAGCAAAAACUAAUGGCAUUGCUUUAUGGAAUGAAUAUACUCCGAGAUGAAACGUAAUAAUAUACAUGUAGCCAUGGAAACAUUUAAAAUAGGAGAUGACAUCACAAAUUUUUCCUCAAUAUCUUCAAGCACAGACUCCAAUAUAAGUACAGCGUCGUCCGACUAUGUGUACUCGAUAACCAUAUAUUACAUUGGUGCAUUGGCCUUUACGAUGCUCGUUGUCAUGACAGUAGCUUUUAUAAUCAUGUGCCAUGUCUUACGUAGACUGCGACAUAAGACCCGACCUCCAGAACCGGUCAGAAUGACUAGUAAUAAUGAUUUCAACAUAAGAAUUUCUGAUGUAUUUGAUGGCGGUAACAAACGACGGAUGUCACGUGCUCCGGGGCAGUCGAGGAAUACGGCAUACUUCAGGCAAGAUUCGCAAGAAGCAAGUCGAUUUGAUCGAAUGUCGGUGGUCCCAUACGCUGUUUCUGUUGUAAAUGAAAAUUUGAAUCCUAAGCCGAUCUUUGGCGAGCCGCCAAAAACAGAAGACUCGGUAACAAAAUCAAUGAAUGUGAAUGAAAACAUGACGCACCAAACCAGAGUUAUUCUGUCAUCAACACUACCAAAUCGCAAUGCAAACACUAUUGCUGUGGAUGAAAACAUUGUCACGCAACAAAACAAAACUAGUUUGUUCUUAACACUGCCAAACAACGCUACCAAGCACAACCCUGCAAAUGAAAUAAUACUACAAGACAAAAUUGCUGAAACAGAUCAAGCAAUACGUACAACCAAUGAAUAUCAAGUGCCUAGAUCAGCAAAAGUGGUAAAAGACAAUGAUAAAACUCAUUACCAAAUUCCCGGCAACCAUUAUCAAACUCCUAAAAGUCCUAUAAUGUCUAAAAAUCCGAAUUACCAAACACCUAAAGCACCUCGGAAAGUGAUAGCAGUAUGAUACAUAUUGACAUGUAAUAUAACCAUGAUUUCAGUUAUUGAAGUGAGAAAUUAGCCAUAUCAUGUUCGUUGGAUUAAAUUAGUGUUAAAGUCCAAAAAAUAGUAUGCAGGGAAAUUUUUCAAAUUCUUCAAAAAUUGCAUAUUCCUCAGUCGUUAAUGUGAAAAUUAAUCAUUGCCAAGUGCAAUUGCGGAUAUUUGUGUGUAAUGAUCAACAGAAUGGGUGCAAGGGAGCUCGUUUGGAUUACCUUAACUUCCUAUAAAUAAGAUUUCAUCUCUGAUUUUUCGGUUGAGAGUGUGUGGUAAAUUGAAUAUAGUUCUUUGUGUUGUGUAAGAAUGCUAUUUUUUUUAAUAAAUGAUAUCGUGUU